Pecten maximus is the source of this 2614-nucleotide messenger RNA. Its product is annotated as nuclear receptor coactivator 5-like. The record is from RefSeq and is a predicted model, not a curated record. Gene Ontology annotation, molecular function: RNA binding. The transcript is spliced from 9 exons. Bases 92 to 2242 code for a protein of 716 amino acids. Lineage: Eukaryota; Metazoa; Mollusca; Bivalvia; Pectinida; Pectinidae.
AUAUAUUAUGCGUUAGACCCAACGUUAGAUCUUCUUUGUUUUCAUCAAUACAGUUUUAUCUGUAGUCUGUUUCAGAGUCAUUGUAUAAACAAUGGGAUCAAGGUCCCGAUCCCGUAGUAGUAGUCCAACUAGGGUUGAUCAGUUUGGGCGCGUUCUUCCUAAACAUCGUAGUCGAAGCAGGGACAGAGAAAGAUCCAGGAGUGUAAGGAGCAACUCCCGGAGUGUAAAGAGUAGCUCCCGAAGGAGUCGAAGUCCUUACAGGGGAGGCAGGAGCUCAAGAAGUCGUCGCAGCAGGAGUCCAAAGCCAGUGCUAAAGAGAAAUAUUCCUAAAAGCAAGCGACGGGUCUUCAAAAGGGACAGUCAUGACAGACUGGUGUCUGUUUCACCAUCUUCAUCCUCGUCUAGAUCACCUUCACCCCCUCAAUUCCCACGGUAUGACGUUUCAAAAAGUCCAACAAAUGAAACCAAUGUGAAUGAUCCAGACCUGAUGAAAUCCCGAGUUUUUAUCGGAAAUUUGCCGUAUGACAAAAUAACAAAGGCUGAAAUGGAAGAAAUCUUUUCUAAAUAUGGAAAGAUUCUAGGUAUAUCGAUCCACGAGCGGGGUUUUGGGUUUGUCCAGUUUGAGAAGGAAGAGGACGGACUGAGGGCAGUUGAAGUUGAGAACGGGGGAUUGCUGAAAGGGAAGAGAAUCGACGUCAAGAUGGCAAUGACUGGUAGGAGAUCAGGCCCGCCCAAGCCACAAGGACCUGGAGGACGAUCACCACCCCCUGCAGGCUAUGAACGGGACCGUGACAGAGGCUAUCCACCACCACCAGGUGGCAGAGCCCUCCCUCCGGAACGGGAGAGGUCACCGUUGAGAGGCGACCCCUAUGAUGACCGGUACAGAGAUCCGUACAGGGAUUCUGCAUUGCCUCUGCCUCCUGUCAGGAGAGAUGACCCUUACUAUGACCGUGACCCCUACAGACGCCCGCCCCCUCCAGAUGACCCCUAUUUUGACAGAUACAGAGAUGAUCCUUACAGAGUACCAAGAAGAGAUCCUUACGCUGACCCUUACAGAGAUCCGUAUUUUAGAGAUCCAUACCCUCCUCCAGCUGCAUAUGACCCACCACCGCCACCACCACCAAAAAGACAACUUCCCAUUGACUGUGAAGUCAUCAUCCUCAACUCACAACUUAAGAAUUAUGCAGAGUUUUUAGAGCGAAAGUUGAAGGGAAUUUCCUUGUUUUCCAAAACUGUCGUGAUUGCUGAGGAUCGGACGAUCCCACAGAUGAUAGAGGAUGCUACAAAACGUAAUGUUUUGUUUGCAAUUGUUGUGAACAGCCAAAACGAGGUGCACCAGUCUUUAACCCUAAACAUACUCCAUGGGACGCCGCAAGAACACAGAAAUAUGCCAGUAGAUGACGCCAUUACAUUGAUCAAUCGGAGUUUUGAUCAGUACACCAAAACGACCCGAGAGAAGGCUGCUACGGCUAUGCCUGCUGCUCCCGCGGCACCCGCACCUGCCGCCCCAGCUCCUGCUGCCCCUGCUGCAAGGAGUUCUGCCCCUUUUGUACCCCCUAGCUCAGAUUUAUUAUAUCUGUUGAAUCUCCUGGCCGACAGUAGACAGUUGACAGUGGAAGAGCUAGAUAAAGUUAUUGUAUAUCUGAAAGAAAGACGAGAGAAGCAAAUGGUAGCAGAAGGCCGUCAUUUGCCCGCCAUGGAAGAUGUCCGAGGAAUUUUUGGAGGAGAACAGAGAAAGGAAGAAUCUGCCUCUUUACAGAGGGAGCAGCAAGAACUACAGGCUAAGAUCCUGAGUAUCCUUAAUGGCCCAGGGGAAACAGGCCAAGCAGCAGGGUUGGCCAAGGUUCCUCAACGUCCUGGUCAUCCAGGACAGCAUAUGGGCAAUGGCACUCCACAGCAAGGUGGACAGCCAGGCAUGUCAUCCCUCAUCAAUUUUGACAGUCCCAGUGUUCAGAAAGCACUUGACAACCUCAUUCAGAGUGGGCCAAACUUGUUGAAGACCAUUUCAACUCCCCAGGGGCCAACAAUGACGCAACGUGCCCCACUGAUGUCACGUCCUGAACACACCCAGCAGCAAGGUUUAUUGCCACGUGAUUCCUUUAGUAGUAUGGCUGGAGUGAUGAACAGUGCCCACCCUGCUGGAGUACCACCCCAGCAGAGACCUCAGUUUGGUCAGCCGAUGGGCAUGCCAGGAGUAGCACCUAGACAGGCACCGCCUCCACCUGGCAGAAGGCCAUUUUGAAGUAUAAGAACACUGUCUAGUCUUUGAUUGUAAUCAUUCUCAUUCAUACUCGAUGCCAUAAUUGUCAUUACUGCUUAGUAGUUCUCAAUUUUCACAGUGGAUGUUUUAUUGAUAACAGAUGCUGAUGUUAAUAUUUGUGUACAUGUAAUUAUAUUCAUUGUUCAUCAAUAAUGUAACUUGACAGGUAUUUUAAAGACAUUUAAGAAAAUCAUGGCUUCAUUUCAAAUUUUUUAAUGCACAUAAUGUGGCAUUAUUUUAUGUACAUGCUGAUGUGAAGUUGUUUUACCAGUUCUUGUCGAAUGAUGAUUGGACACUGUAUGAAAGUUUCAGGUGUGUAAAAGGAAAAAAAUAAAAAAUAUUUGACGUACAAGA